This is a messenger RNA of [Candida] anglica, 1768 nucleotides long. Lineage: Eukaryota; Fungi; Ascomycota; Pichiomycetes; Serinales; Debaryomycetaceae. The record is from the annotation of a GenBank genome assembly.
AUAAAUGAAAGAAAGAAAGAAAAAUUCUUAGAUAAAAUACCUAGUAAUGAUACAAUGUAAAUGCAUAUCUAUGCUCGCUUGAAUGAUAAUUACCAAAAUCCGAUUUCUAGCCGAUCCUGCAUGUAUGUUUCCAAAGUUUUCAUCAAAUGAAAUCUCCUAAGCUGAACAUUUAGCCACGGGCUUUUUCGAGAUUCACUUCGUGAGCAUUUGAAACACAUUAGUGUUAAAACCGGGGAAGCAAGGUUAUAUCGAACCAUUCAAACCAGGGAACCUUACCUAGCCAGAACAUCCUUUUGCUAGUAUUUCAUUUAUUGCAAUAAGUGUUUUUUUUUUCUUGUUGAACGGAUUUCGUUAAUCUUCUUAUUCUUCUGCUCUUACACACUCUCAUUGGAGAAAUUUCACACGUCUUUCUUUUCAUCUCAAAGGAGGUCAAUAUUCUGAAGUUAUUCGUGUACUUUUCUCCGCUUCGAUAUUGCAUGAUAGAACUCACAAGAUAGAAUCACAUAUGUCACAAUCUUUUACAUCGUCAACAAUACCGUUGGGUUUUGUACAUCACAACGAUCCCGAUUCUGCUGGACCGUUUACACAUGGAGGUUCUAAUGAUAAAAAUAAUUCAAAUAAUUCACAAAAUGAUCCUCAUGGCGGAUCUCUUUCACCUAUAAUAAAUUGCAUGCUUGCCGGUGGUUUAGGUGGUAUGGUUGGGGACACAACCAUGCAUUCCCUUGACACUGUCAAGACAAGACAACAAGGUCUUCAACACAACAUAAAGUACAAGAAUAUGGUGAGUGCAUAUCUUACGAUUUUGAAAGAAGAAGGACUUUUCCGUGGACUUUAUGGUGGAUAUACCCCGGCAAUUCUUGGGUCAUUCCCUUCAACAGCAGCAUUUUUCGGUACUUAUGAAUAUACUAAAAGAAAAUUAAUUGGUGAAUAUCACAUGAAUGAAACUGCUGCAUAUUUUGUUGCUGGUAUCUUGGGAGACUUUGCAUCCAGUAUCUUUUAUGUUCCCUCGGAGGUUUUGAAAACAAGAUUACAACUUCAAGGAAGAUACAACAAUCCAUACACCAAGGGGUCUGGUUACAAUUACAAAGGGUUAUCGAAUGCAAUCAGUUCCAUUAUAAAAACUGAAGGUCUGGCCACAUUUGUGUUUGGAUAUAAGGAGACUCUUUUCAGAGACUUACCAUUCAGUGCAUUACAAUUUGCAUUCUAUGAAAAAUUUAGACAACUCGCUAUUUAUUAUCACAACAAUUCCGGAGACUUACCUAUAUCGACAGAAUUGGCUACUGGUGCAUCUGCAGGUGGAUUGGCGGGUGUUUUAACCACCCCGUUGGACGUCAUCAAGACAAGAAUACAAACAGCAACGACCACCUCCACUACCAUAGCGGAUUCUACUAUCCCAAGCUCAAAUUCGACUUUGUUGAACCGGUCUUCUACAAUCAGGGCACUCUCCUCUAUUUAUAAGAAUGAAGGGAUACUUGGUCUUUUUUCUGGGGUUGGUCCUAGAUUCAUCUGGACUGGAGUACAAAGUUCAAUCAUGUUACUUUUGUAUCAAAUAUCCUUGAAAAAAUUUGAUGAAGUCCUUGGAAAUAAUGGCGUAUUGAAUUAGCCUGACAUCCAUUCUGUAAAUUAGAACACUGUACAUACACACCUAUUUAUAUAAAUAUAUAAUAUACAAUUUUAGAUAUAUAUCAUGUUGAUACUUUGUAGGUGUCUGCGAUUAAUGACAUUUUGAAAAUUUGGACGACGAGUUUCAUCUUUUAACCAGUAAGAU